This is a messenger RNA of Ruditapes philippinarum (Manila clam), 2633 nucleotides long. RefSeq lists its product as uncharacterized. The transcript has 10 exons. The record is from RefSeq and is a predicted model, not a curated record. NCBI's taxonomy places the organism in Eukaryota, Metazoa, Mollusca, Bivalvia, Venerida, Veneridae. Bases 967 to 1704 code for a protein of 245 amino acids.
UUAUUAUAAAAUUGACAGUAACACAAUUUUAAUAACUGUCCCAAAAUUGACAAAUUGGGUAAUAACAAUUUCACAAAGACAGGCAACAGAAAUCAAUUUUGACUCUUGUGUGUCUUAUUGUAGUUUUAUUUUUUUGUUUUGGAAGCAAAGGUUUGGCUUAAAUAGCUAGAACUGGCUAAACACCAACAAAUGGAGUUUGACCCAGUCUGUUAAAGAUAGCGUGGUCGAUUUUGCCUUCUAUUGAAACCAAACCUUUAAUUUGUACAGAUAUAAUCAUCUAAUCUGAUAACGUUAUAGCUAUAUCUCUACAACUCUGAAAAAUUGAUAUCAAAGAAAUAUAAUAAGAUCGACUAAAUCAAAGAAAUAUAAUAAGUUGUUGAUCUUAGAUACACUUGUCUAUCUUUCAGUCAAUGUGACGUUUUACCGCUUUUACGGAACCUCUAAUUUCUAAGAUCUAAGUUCUCAGAACUUAACUCAUUCAUCUUAAUUCGAAUUGUAACUUUUUAGCUUCUAACUUAAAACGGUUUCAACGUUCUUUAUUUUCUUCUAUUUAUCAAAGCAAACAGAAACGUUGAUUUUUAAAGUUUUAGCUAUAGUCUUCAUACAUAUUUGUAAAAUUCGACUGAAAUUGAUUUUGAAAAAACAAAUUUAAUAAUCAAAUUAGAUUGAUGACAUGCCAUUAAAACUUGUAUCUAAAUGACUUCACCACUCGUAAGAAUAUUGCUAAACGUGCCCUCGUUGAAAUUCAAUUUCAUCUUACACAAAAACUAACAAUUAUCAUCAAUCGUAUUUACCGUCUAUGUUUUACUCUUAAUAGAUGAUAUGAAAAGUGUGAAAGACACUUGAAAUAAAAUCUUUUGGUGACGGAAAUAGUUUCUUUCUGCUCUUGCAAAUAACAAAUUAGUUUUGUGUUUCAUUCAAAUAAAGACAUGGUUAAAGAUAUUGAAUGAGGCACAUGAGGAAAGUAUGUCGUCAUUUGCCGACAGCGGCUUCGGGAGCGGAGGGUCCGACACAAGCAAAAACUGGAGAGAAUCGGAACGAACAUCAAUUGUGGAUAAAGAUGACUAUGGGUAUUUACAUGUUAAACAUGUAUUUGCGGCAAAAGGGAAUGGUAGCGGACAUCGCAAACCUGCCUGUUCAAAUGAGAACGAUCCAAUUCCAUUAUAUGUUGACAUUGCAAAACCAUCAUCCGUCGAUAUUGUGUCAGAACCAAAAGGUAUUGACGCAUUUAAACAAAGCGAUGAAUCGUCUGGAAUAAGAAAGAAACUGAGACAUUACGAGAUUAUCUUUCCAGACAAUAUGGCUGGACAGGAAAUCAAUGCGUCGGAACAAGUGAACACAGCACUGGAGGAAAUAUAUGCAAAAGAAAUUGAGCCGUCUAACACUCAAGAGGCCGAGGGUGCUGUCGGAAUGCGAAGUCUUGCACAAUAUUCAUCUUUCGCAUCCAUAAAAAGCGAUCAAGGAGAAUCAGUUGAAGAUUUUUAUGCCAUGGCGUGUAUAAUAUCACAUGACAGUCAUAUGAGAAAUGUGAGUGACAAUGUCUCGUAUUUAAACAAAGGUCGAUGUAGGGAUAGCAGCAGCAGUAGUAGUGUAUGCGGAUCAACUCCCAUUGAUACACCUGCUCGUUUAACAGAGAACUUUGAAGAAAUUGACUACUUCUACACUGAAAAUCAAUUUGAUAAGAAGGAUUUAGAUUUCAUGUAAUGGCACCAAAAGGGGUUAUGUGCUUUAAAAUAUACGAGCAGGAUGAGCAAUUAUCACUUUAUAAGCAAUUCAUUGUUUCCUCUGCGGUGUUUGGAUCAUUGAAAGCGUUUUCAAAACACUACAACGUCCAUUGGUUGCCUUAGGAAGAGUUCAAGGUCAGGCUGACUACAGGUUAUAAGGCACGUCAAACAGCGGAAUUAUGAUAAAAUAUAUAUGCCGAAUAUAAUCCGUCGUCGUCAUAAAGCAUGUCAAACAGCGGAAUUAUGAUAAAAGAUAUAUGCCGAAUAUAAUCCGUCGUCGUAUAUAAACAAAAUGGCUGUGUUUCAAAUUAAAUUAAUUACGCCUUAUAUGACUAAGAAUCAUGUUUGCGCGAGAACUAUGAAAUCAAUUUCAUAGUUAUUUCUGAGGAUGUUAUUUUUAAUCUCAAUUACAUUUUUCAGUGUAAAUUAUUAUUUUCAUCAAUCGAACAUAUCAUAUUAGUUAGUUUUCUUUUGUGCUAUUGAAUUUCAAAACCAGUUGAAUAAUUUUAACAGUUUUUCUCUUUUUGUGGAUUUUCCUUGAUGCAUUUUCCCCUUUAAUUUAUGUACAUUGAAAGAAUUUUAGCAUUUUUUCUUUCAGUUUGCUGAUUAAUUUUAGCAAUGGAAACUCGUGAAACAUUUUGAAUGCUAUCAGCUAUAAACUUUGAAGUGUUUUGCGUUGCAGUAGUUACUUGCCAAAUUAAAUUGGUUGAUUUGUUCCUAUAUCAAAAAAAGUCAUAGCUUUAGUAAAACAUUUGGUGUAUAUGUUUAUAUUUCUGUAAAAUUGAGUUUUUGUUAUAUAAAAUACUCUGAUUAAGAAUAUUUAUCGUGACAUUUUUAUUGCUUUCAUAGUGACUUUAUAUUCUACAUGUUCUAUAUUAUGUACAAUUUCAUAAUAUAUACAAUGUAACU